Leptopilina heterotoma is the source of this 642-nucleotide messenger RNA. RefSeq lists its product as uncharacterized. Gene Ontology annotation, molecular function: catalytic activity. The record is from RefSeq and is a predicted model, not a curated record. The transcript has a single exon. NCBI's taxonomy places the organism in Eukaryota, Metazoa, Arthropoda, Insecta, Hymenoptera, Figitidae. The coding region runs from base 1 to 642 and encodes 213 amino acids.
AUGCAGACUGCCAGGCAGAGGAAGGCCGAUAUACUGAUCUUCAGUGAGCAGUAUAGAAAGCCACAAUUCUCUGUCUGGUUUCAGGACGCAUCGGGGAGGUCCGGGAUACAAGUUUGCAACCCGGACAUCGCUGUCAGCGAUUUCCUCGAGACGGAUAGGGGCUUCGUUUGGGUGGAGGUGGCGGGUGUUCGAAUUUACAGCUGCUACUUCUCCCCAAACGAUCCCCUUAAGAAGUUCGACGCCGAGAUUCGCUCUCUUGAGGAAAGCAUAAAAGCUUUCGGCGGGGAUGUCCUCAUUGCGGGAGAUUUCAAUAGUAAGUCGCCGGAAUGGGGGGAGACCCGCCAGGACAGGAGAGGAAUCUUGGUCACCGAUAUGGUCUCGGCGAAUGACCUGGUGGUGAUGAACCGGGGCAAACAGCUCACUUGUAGGCGAGGAGCGUCAGGGUCAAUUCUUGACCUGACAUUUGCAUCUCCUCGCCUGGCCCGCAGAAUCAGAAAUUGGAAGGUAUUGGAUCAGGUGACCAUGAGCGACCACCAGUACAUAGAGUUUUUAGUCUCCGAGGAAGAGCCGGGAGGGUGCAAUCGUCCACAAAAGGGAAAAAAGAAACCCUCCUGGAACCUCAGGAAAACAAACAAAAGCUAG